This is a messenger RNA of Eruca vesicaria subsp. sativa (arugula), 1495 nucleotides long. The record is from the annotation of a GenBank genome assembly. Lineage: Eukaryota; Viridiplantae; Streptophyta; Magnoliopsida; Brassicales; Brassicaceae.
CCGGGAGGGAGGGACUCCAUAAUCAACAAAUUUAUUAAUUGCUUAUACAAGUUCUCUCUCUCUAUCGUUCCCAGAAGAGAGAGAACUGUUAACCCUAAAUCAUCGUCACCCAAUUUGUAUCACAAACCAAAUUGGAAAAUUCAUCGAUGGAGGAGCAGUAUCCGUAUCAGAAUCCAUUCGAAAGACGUCCCAUCCUUAAAUCAUCCAAGGCACCUCCUCCUCCUCCUGCUGUUAGGUGGAUCAAGGACUGGAUACCACAAGAUAUUGUUGCUACUGGUGCCAAGUGCUAUCUUCGCAAGUGGGUCACAGAGGAAACGUUGAAGAAACUGAAAGAAAAAGAGAAAGAGCCUACUGCUACUGAUGUUUCAGACCCUGACCCGGAACCCACUUCUGAGAUUUUGUUUCUCUGCAGUUAUGAUGGUUGUGGAAAGAUUUUCUUCGAUGUUAGUGCAUUGAGAAAGCAUUCCCACAUCCAUGGUGAAAGGCAGUAUGUUUGUGAUUACCCUGGUUGUGAUAAGAAAUUUCUGGAUAGUUCGAAGUUGAAGAGACAUUGGCUCAUUCAUACUGGGGCUAGGGACUUUGUUUGCACUUAUGAAGGCUGUGGAAAGGCAUUCUCCUUGGAUUUUAACCUCAGAUCUCACAUGAAGACUCAUUCACAAGAAAACUAUCACAUCUGUCCAUAUUCUGGGUGUGGAAAGCGAUAUGCUCAUGAAUACAAACUCAAGAACCAUGUUGCUGCCUACCAUGAAAAGAAUGCUGCUGGAGAGACGCCUGCAUACACACCACCUGCAGAGAAAGUAUCAAGGACUCCCAGAACACCGGCUGCUGCAACGGUUCAUGGCUCAGCGUCUUUGGAGCGUCCAUACACAUGCCCGUAUGAAGGGUGUGACAAGGCUUACAUACAUGAGUACAAGCUCAAACUCCACUUGAAGAGAGAGCAUCCAGGACAUUUACCAGAAGAGAACAACAACAACACACCGAACAAGCACGAUCUAGAAGAAGAAGGUAGUGAUCAAGUUUUUUACAGGAAACACGCUGGUAAACAACAGAGCAGAGCUAAGCCGAACAUGAGAACACCACCAGCGAAAGCAUUAAAGAAAGGCUCAACCUCUUCACCAGCCAAAGCAAGGAUGGACAAAAAACCAUGGCAAGUAAAAGAAAGCUUUGAAAGAGAAAGAGAAGAAGAUAGCGAGGAGACGGAGGAAGAUAGAGAGAAUGUGGAUGAUGGCUGGAGGUUUGGGAGAAACAAUGAUGAGGAGGAUGACGAUGAAGAGACUGAAGAUGAAGACUAAGGCUCCAUUCCGUCUAGAACUUUAGUAGCUGUGGCUCUUUUUCGUAUCUCUCUUUGACACUCUUCUUAGUUAUAAACUGUGUACAUUGUCCUCAUAACAUUUUAAGAAUAUGUUUUGGAAUAACUAGAUUUGUUAUUUUAAAGCAAAUCAUUAUAAGUGUUAGAUUUAGUACAUCCCUUUACUUUGAGUUUAGUUUUAGAACC